Molecule: messenger RNA, 7023 nt
Organism: Monomorium pharaonis (pharaoh ant)
Lineage: Eukaryota; Metazoa; Arthropoda; Insecta; Hymenoptera; Formicidae
Product: solute carrier family 41 member 1
Exons: 9
Coding region: 1699-3354 (551 amino acids)
Biological process (GO): monoatomic cation transport
Cellular component (GO): plasma membrane
Molecular function (GO): monoatomic cation transmembrane transporter activity
Source: RefSeq, a predicted model, not a curated record
ACGGCGACGACGACUGUGAAUGAAAUAGUUGGAUCUGUCAGUGCCAACUAUCGCGCCGUUCCCGAUGUUACGCGGCGCGCUCAUCUCUCCGAUCUGAUCUUAUCCGCCGCCUCCGUGCGCGUCCUCCUCGUCGUCGUCGUCGUCGUCGUCGUCGUCGUCGUCGGGCGCGUUAAAGAGGUAGCGAGUGGCCGCGAAAAGAGCGAUUACUCCGACCCGAAGGUCGCGGGACCUCGUCGGGGCUCUCGAAAUUCUGAACGCUAAAUCCCCCAAGUGAAUUCGGUUUCUCGAUUCGCCGCGAGGAACCGCGAGAAACGACGGCUCUCGACGGUGAUCGCGAACUGCAAGCGAAAAUUCGUGAAAAGUAAUUUUUAAAGAAGGAAGGAUUCUCUCGCUAAGAAAGCUUAGAAGUUAAGAAAAGUUAAAUCGCGAAACACAAAAGCUUACAAACCUUCGCGAUCUUCUUUCCCCCUUCCCCCCUUCCCUCGCGCGAGGCCUCUUACACGGCCUGCGUACGAUCGUUUUAUUUUCAAUUCAGAAAGGGGUCACGAAGAAGCGCGGCUGGACACACGUACCUUUUAAUUCGACCCUGAGCUACUUUUAUAAUCGUUGAAUUGUUGUAGCAGCUAGACGGGGGGGUUACUUAUUCUCUCCUGAACUCUCUGAAAUUAAGUAUCAGUUUCAGUCACACCUCCCGCCCCGUGGGAGGCACUUCUGAUUUCCCUCUUUUCCCCUCCCCCCCCCCCUCCUCCCCAUUCUUUCCCCUUUUACUUUUUGGUAACUUUUCGUCGAACGUGAGCACGUCGUUUUCACGAAAAGUUUCCGUCGAGCGAUAGCGGUCGGGAAACGACCGAUAACGCGUGUGAAAUAACGACGACGUGAUAACGAUUCCAACGAGAGUGAGGAAGAACGAGAGACAGACGUCGCUAUUAUAAAAUAUAAUUGCAAGCUUAGACGCCGGAGCGGCACCACGAACUUUCGUCGUCUAGACAGAAAAAAAAAUGCAGUUUUUCUUAAUUUAGCUGAUAACUGAUUCCGAACGGUCCAUGUGUUAAUUUACGCAUCUGCAUUCCGAUUGCAUUCUCGGUCCGGUUCUCUCGAAAUUGACCGCCCGAAAUCGGCCUCGUUGGGAGACGAGUAAAAAAAAAUAAGGGUGCAACUACGCGAGGAGUAAGACAAUUGUGCCCCGACGUGAAAGAUUUCGCGCGCGCGAUCCAUCUCUCUCCUCGCAUGGACCAUCGUUCGUCGGCGGAGAUCGAAUGAGUGAUCGUCUCACGUGCGAGAUCGCCGGAAUGCGGAGCGACAUCGCCGCGAGAUCAUCUUCCACGGCCAAGACGACGAGCGAGCGCGUCGUCAUCCGGCGCUCCAGCUGACCAACGUUGGUCAUCAGGCACGAAGAGGCAGGCAGGCUGCUCACCUUUCGUCGACUGGCACGUCGCUGGAUGAUUCACAUUUUGAUUUUCGUCGCGAUUAACAGCAGUUCCUGAAUCUAAUCAGCAAGAAAAAGAAAGCAGGAGCGGGAGGAAGAGAGGGAAGAGAAAGAUAGUCGCUCUCGCCGCGGCAUAAAUUACGUAAUUUACGUUAUUUGUAUCCUGAAAUACAACCGUCGUCGUCGUUGUCGGCGACGCGAGUCUUAUCAUUCUCAAAGGAGAAUGGCGAUAUAUUCGCGACAGCGAGUAUCACGCAGCCUUCAGUAGGAAGAUGAUAGAGGGCCAGGUGCAUCAACAUCCGGUACGAGUGCCGCCCGACAAGCCGCAGCCGCUUCAGACCGCCAAUACCGGCGUCAAGUUCGAAAAUGAGCAAUGUAAGGAGCCGCUGCUUCCGGAGAAGCAGAACUCCCACAGGAUGACCCCGACCGACGGCCGCUCGCGGACGACCUCCGAGUCGAAGGACACCGCGACCGCCAUCACCACCAACACCAGCGGCACGAUGACGACCACCAACGGACAGGCGACGGCGGCGAUGAAUGCCACCACCGAGGAUUGCCUCGAGGUGACCAUCUUCGACGAGGGCGUCGACGGCGGCCGGCUGCCGGACGUCGUCGCCGAGAGCAAGAUCUACGGCGUGACCGAGGAGGACGAGCCGCUCGAGUCGUACUUGGCGAUCACCAUCCAGGUCUUCAUACCCUUCCUCAUCGCCGGCCUGGGUAUGGUCGGUGCCGGGCUAGUCCUCGACCUCGUCCAACACUGGGUAGUCUUCGAGAAAGUCAACGAGCUCAUGAUUCUGGUACCAGCGCUUCUGGGGCUGAAGGGUAAUCUAGAAAUGACUCUGGCGUCGCGUCUUUCUACUCAAGCGAAUCUCGGGCACAUGGACAUGCCGAAGGAGCAGUGGCACAUGAUCGUCGGGAAUCUCGUCUUAAUACAAUGUCAAGCAAUAGUGGUCGGCUUCCUGGGUUCCGUGGUGGCAAUCGUGAUGGGUGCCUUCCGUAACGGCACAGUCUCCCUGGACCAUGCCUACCUAUUGUGCGCCAGCAGUCUGGUCACCGCAUCCCUCGCGUCCUUCGUCCUGGGCCUUAUUACCGCGGGCGUCAUCGUUUUCUCCCGCCAUUGCCACAUCAAUCCGGACAACGUGGCCACGCCGAUAGCCGCCAGCCUCGGCGACAUCACGUCGCUGGCACUCCUCUCGUGGAUCGCCACCAUACUCUACGAAUCCAUAGACAAGCAGGACUGGGUGGCGCCUCUCGUCAUAGCCUGUUACGUCCUCGUGACGCCGCUCUGGGUAUGGAUCGCCAAGAAGAACAAGUACACCAACGAUGUGCUCUACUUCGGCUGGACGCCAGUCAUGGUGGCCAUGUUGAUCAGCAGCUGUGGCGGCCUUAUACUGGAGUUCAUGGUGUCGCGCUUCGAGAACCUGACGGUGUUCCAGCCGGUCAUCAACGGCGUCGGCGGGAACCUGGUGGCCGUCCAGGCCAGCAGGAUAUCAACGGCGCUUCACAAACAAGCCGAGCUCGGCACGCUACUAAUCCCACCGGGCCAUACGCACCCAGUCAUCUUCAUCACUCCAAUUGCUAAUUUUUUCGGGAAAGGUAUGCACGCCAGAACCACGAGAGUCCUGAUGACGAUGGUGAUACCGGGCCACAUCAUCUUCAUUUACCUGAUCAACUACAUGAAGGACGGCAACACGUCGAUGACGCCGCUCUUCGUCUUCGUUUACCUCUGCGCGGCGAUGCUGCAGGUCGCUGCGCUCCUCUACAUCGCCUACAUAAUGAUCCACUGGAUGUGGAAGCGAAAGAUCGAUCCCGACAACUCGGCGAUCCCGUACCUGACCGCGAUGGGUGACCUGCUCGGGAUCAGCCUGCUGGCGAUUGCCUUCCAAUUUCUGUACCUGGUCGGAGAUCAAGAAUUCGACGCGCCCUGACCGUAGAAGUCGCAAAUUAUAGCGUUCUCCGGCGGGCAGGACGCACAAGUUAGAACUGUCGGACCGAAAGGGCAUUCCUUUACGAGGCUGUGGUCGUCUGAAAGUAUAUUCCAUCAAAUCCAAUCGUCGAUCUGCCAGUCCGCCGACGGGUCUCACGGACGGACGGUCGCAACGGUAUAUUAAUAAUUCAUCACUUAUACCCCGCAGUUCGUUCAGGAGGUUAAUUAAAAGGCCUGGUAUCGAGAGAGCUGUCGUUCGCAUUUGGUGAAAAACCGGUCGAAUUAUCUCCGUUAUCUCCCCGAUGCGAGCAUCUCGAUACUUAAAUAAUUCAUUAAUUUUUUACAAACGCAAAACCCAAGUGGCCGAUCGUUAGUACCUUGUCUAGCCGAGCGGGCGCGUACUCAGGUUUUAAUUAGCUACUAAUGUAUCAGAAGGUAAUACGAAAUCGGUAGCACGUGGCAAAUUAAUUCGUCGACUAUCUAUAGAAAUUGUAUUUUGACAUAUGGAAGCAUAGGAUUUUUUGCGAAUCACCCUAUCUCCGGAAUUCUAGUCUCCUGAAGUUCGAGAAUUAUUAUAAUUUCCUCGGCCGAGGAACGACCGAAAAACGGACAUUUCAUUGAUUACUUUACCGAGCAACGGCGAUAAUUUUGCGGGUUUCCUCGACAAUAUGCACAUGUAUCUGAUGAAAUAUAUCUCUCGAACCCGAAGCCUAAGAUUCGCUAGUCUCGGAACUUAAGGACCUCAAGAUUCUGGAGAAUAUACAUUCCUCAGUAUUACGAGUAAAAAAAGGAUUGAAGAACGGAGAUGCGUCGUGGUUUUUUUUUCCAGGAAUAACUUACGAAGUUGCCUGUUAAAUUACAAUCGCGGGAAUUGCGGUGACAAUUUAAUUAUUAGGAUUCCGUAGGUCCGUAGUUCGCUCUCAUUCACGGGCUCGGCGAGAAAUUCCUGAUUCUUCCACGGAGCGCGCGUAAAAUGGAAACACGUGUAGUCGUAAUACCAACGCGUAUGUGUCUUCGAAUAGUUGCCUUCGUAUACGACAAAAUUUAGAUAGGUAUUUAGAAGCUGCCACACGACCUAUUUUUGAAGCUUCGAGAGGCUUUGGACGGAAGCUCUCGGAGAUUUACUCGGAACAAUCGCCACAUCAAGUCCGUACUCUUAGCUCUUGCGGUGCGUUUAAUCGGAACUCGGUCUUCCUUAUGCAAAUAACCCCGCGACUUUUUAAUCUUCUGAAUUAUAUCCAUGCGAAACAUAUUUCGGUUCUGGAGAAUAAUCGCCCACGAAAAGCAGAACGUAUUGUCGAGCUAAAAAUUCGGGCUGAUGACGUAAAUCAUUGUGAAUUACAAGAGCCGGAUUUCUCAAAGAUUCGAACGGAUUCUGAAUAAUUUAUAGAGAAAAAUUGGAGUACACAAACGUGCGAUGAUCGAAGCUUAGUCUAAGGCUGACAUAGAGACGAGUUGCGCAGUUGUUAAGAAAAUUAGUUUACGAUUUUUUUAUUCGACCGACUGUAUUAUUAGCCAAUUGGAAAGUCCACGCAAAAGGAUAAGCCUUAGCAAAACUGCGCACAAAGAGCAUCGUUUCGAGGGGAGAUAGUGAUGGGCGACAUUAGGAAAUCGCAUUGCAUUUACGAGGUAAUGUCCUGGUGGAAAUUUUCUUAGAAUUCGUACAAUUCUUCAUGUAAUAUUUCAGAAUUUCUGUAUAAUUUUAAGAAAAUCUUGGAUUUUUUAUACGAAUGGAAAACAUUUUUCAGAAGUGUCGAAGAAAAAAUCUAUAUAUUUCUUAUAAAAUAUUUUAUAAAUAAAUUUUUCAAGUAUUUUCUGAUUUGUUUGAUAAUUUCCAAUGAAAGGUUAGAAAUCCGAAGAAGUUUAAAAUAUUUCUUCAGAAUUCUUUGUUCGUAACAAAAAUUUAUAAAAUUGAGAUUCAAAUUAGAAUGUAAAAAUAAAAUUCGCAAAUUCAAAAUACAUAAAAGUUUAAAAAAAAUAUAUAACAUAUUACGUAAGAAUUUUUUCACCAGGAGUGAGCGACUCACUUCGUUCGCCCUGACGCGAGUACAACACGCUUUUGUGUUCAAAGAGGUUUUCGAGCGAUACUUCAAUCGAUAUUGAUUUCGCUCGGUGCGCCUGUCGCAGUUCAUGCGGAUAAUACGCUGUAAUUGUAAAUUAGGAUAUUCUGAAGAGGAAAGGGGAAGAAGAGAAACGAAAAGGCGCCGUCACAUUUCCGUGUACAUAUUGCCGUGUAUCACGUACGUGUUUUACGUACGCUAACGUAUAUUAUAGGCGCGCAAAUUCGGGACUAAUAUUUAGUCCCCGCGAUAGGAAGGUGAGGAGGGAUUCACGUCCAAGUCGACAUCGCCUUUCGGCCCACGUUCAGUAUUAUCGCUUUUACGAUAUGUUGUGCCUGUGGAAUCGCCGAGACACGGCACGGUACUCCGAUUCCGACGACGGAACGGUGCCCGCUUCCUCGGCACCGUGUGUCUUCUGCGUUCGAGUCGAUCCGAUUGAGUCGGUGCACGGUGCGACUUACGCGAGUAAAAAAAAAAAGAGGAAGAAAAAAAAAGAGAAUUGGGAUCACGGCACGGUGCGUUGCGGUCGCGUGAUUUAACAGUGCGUGAAUUCACUUGAGGUUUUAACUGUCGAGAAUCAUGUUCAUCUCACAUUUAGUGUCGCUUUAUGAGUUUUUCGUCGGAGUUGACUACGAUAGAAAUGUAAAAGGAAAUCGGAAAAGGGAAAAAUACGCUCGCGGAAAAUUCGCGUAGGUACCUUGAACACGCUUAUCGCUCGUAGCAUCAUAUAUAGGGAUCGUUAUUCGUUUUAUUUUAUAUAAGAAGCAGCAUAUACAUGUUUUUUUUUUACACGUUUGUUAGUUCUCUCGAUGAUCGUAUCACACAUGAGAAGACGUGCUUUGAAUACGCAGACAAUAAAUAUACAAUCUGGAGAACGGACGUUCGAAGUAUUUUGUAUGUGUAAAAGCGGAAUUUAUAUGAUUCCCCCUCUGUACAAGGCAGACCUUUUGCAAAUAAAAAUGAUAAAAGAAGACGAUAUUUUAAACCACUUUACUCUCGCGCUGCUUGCGAAAAAUUUUUAAGGGCAAACGAAAUAUCAUGGAAGAGAACGCGAAUGCUACCACUCGAUCGCUCUCAUCUCGACGUAAAACAAAGACAAAGUAAUAGUUUAUUAAACUUUAUCCGUAGUCCGAAACAGCGUUUGUUUCGUAAAUUAGAAUGACGAACGCGCAGACAAUAAUUAUUGCACACAAGCCGGCGAAAGGGGAGGGGAAAUAUUUUGUAUACGAGACACCGUGUGUUCUUGCGAACAAUAGAAUUGAACUAAUAUACUUCAUCAACGAGGAGAUCGAGCAGCGUGCUUCGGAAAUAAUGUUCCUGUCUACGUUAAGUCUACGUUUUUAAAAGUAUAGAAAAGAAAUGUGGAAGGUUAUACCUGGCGAUAUCUGUAGUCAAUUACAUACGCAUUAAUCACGAGAAAUUCCACGAUGAAGAGCAGCGUAAUGCAUGGGAUAAUCGCGCCGACAAUUGCCCGACGCGUCCAGCUGAAAUCAUUAACUGUUAAACACGAAAUGGUCGAGCAGCAUAAGUAGUCGAGAAAUAUUUUGACGUAGAUCUCACCGAGAUGUGUAAUUUUGUAAAAUAUGUACAAUAAAAACGUAUAAAAAAAU